AUGAGGCAGAAUAUCAAAUCAUCAUCAAGUCAGAAUGCGAGAGUAUCUACAACGCUAAUACUAUCAUAUGUUUUCGACUGGGUCAUAAUAUUAACAGCCGCAAUGUUCGGCGCAUGGUUUGCCCAUAUGUCUCCAAAUAAACGUCCGUUUGCUCUCGAGAAUCCAGAAAUCUCGUUCCCAUUUCAGAACCACGAAAAAGUGCCUACCAUGAUGUUAGCAGUCUAUGCUAUGGCCAUACCAGCUAUUGUCGUCCUCGCGGUAUGUAUCUUCCUAGUACCUGGCCCAACAGUCUCGAAAUCAAUACCAAAAAAUGUUAUUUGGGCUCGGAAGCUCUGGGAAUGGCACACCGGGUGGCUUGGAUUAUUCCUUUCUCUAUCUGCAGCCUUCUUAAUCACUAGCGGUAUGAAAAACCUAUUUGGAAAGCCACGACCCGACCUACUGUCAAGAUGUGAUCCAGAUCUGGCAGACCUGCAAAAGUAUAAAGUAGGAGGAUUCUUUGGGACUGACGUAGUGUCCGCAGAGAUUUGUCGUCAGACAGACAUGAAUAUCUUGAACGAUGGGUUUCGAUCUUACCCGAGCGGUCAUUCAUCUUUUGCGGCAGGAGGACUUAUCUAUCUUUCUCUUUUUCUAGCAUCCAAACUUGCCAUCACCAUACCAUACCUCUCAUCAUCUCCAUCCUCAAUUAAUAAGGAACGUUAUACUGCUUUUCCCACCUACAUAAAGGCCUAUACCCGUAACCUAGCCAUAGCCAUGGAUCGGAAGUCUGAUUCGACAAACCCUUUUGAACAGUCGGGCCAUAAUGAAGCCAUUAUUGGUGCAAGAAACGAAGCUGCAGCGCCCCCAGUAUACUUGCUGGUAUUUGCAAUUAUACCAUUCUUUACAUCAAUAUAUAUCUCCUCAACCCGCUAUUCUGAUUUCCGCCAUCAUGGCUUCGACAUCCUAUUCGGUUAUCUUAUUGGAGCUGUCAGUGCAAUAUUCUCAUUCCGGUGGUACCAUCUACCCAUCAGUCAAGGGGCAGGUUGGUCAUGGGGACCACGAAGCCGAGACCGCAGCUUCUGGGCUGGUGUAGGUGUCGGCAAUUAUGCUGGUUUAAAAGAUGAGGAGGUCGAAGAACCUGAGAUGGGUUUGGACUCCGGUCGAAGGGAAAAUAUCGAAGCCACAAGGGUAAAUCGAACGCGAAGCCAUGAUUCGAUCGAACUUCUCCCAGUGAAAUCUCCGUUUGAUAACACCGAACCGGACCUACACCCAUCCAAGAAUUUAUAG
Molecule: messenger RNA, 1263 nt
Organism: Blumeria graminis f. sp. triticale
Lineage: Eukaryota; Fungi; Ascomycota; Leotiomycetes; Helotiales; Erysiphaceae
Source: the annotation of a GenBank genome assembly